Molecule: messenger RNA, 730 nt
Organism: Aspergillus heteromorphus CBS 117.55
Lineage: Eukaryota; Fungi; Ascomycota; Eurotiomycetes; Eurotiales; Aspergillaceae
Exons: 1
Coding region: 293-640 (115 amino acids)
Molecular function (GO): heme binding; monooxygenase activity; iron ion binding
Source: RefSeq, a predicted model, not a curated record
GAAUAUGUGCGACUUAUCAGACCCGAUACAAUUUCCAUGACAGGCACAUGCGAUGAUUAUUCGAUUGGCCACUACAAGAUUCCUGAUACUCCAUUGAUCUUAACAACACCUGCAAUGGAUCUGACCGAUCUUCAUCCAGAGGGGGUGCCAGAGAGGUCACCUCGUGAUUAGCACCAGUUGACAACGGCCGCGCAACAGGGUCCAGGUCGUAUUGUAUCUAAGCCUUCAUCUCCCGCUUCAAACACCGGGAGACCGCUGCAUCCGAAAGGAACUCGACCAGCGAUUUUCCGAAAUGCAGCACACCCAGCGCUCCCGCGCGAAAUCCGUCAUCGCCCUCGCCCUCGAGGCCUAUCUGGCCGACCACCCCGAAGCCAAGCAGCUCAACGCAGCCCCCCAACUUGACGACCACUUCUCCGAUUACGCCACCUACCAGAUCCGCCUCUUCCUCUUCGCCGGAAACGACACCACCUCCAGCACCAUCGUCUACGUCUACCACAUGCUAUCAAAACACCCCGACGCCCUAGACCAGGUCCGCCAGGAACACAACCGAGUCUUCGGACCCGACCUCUCCACCACCGCAUCCCUCCUCAAAGCCACCCCCGCCCUCCUCAACCAGUGUCGUGUUUCUCUGGCGAGGUAGAGAGAAAUUCAAGGGAGGGUAGGGGGUGGUCUGUGCGGACCUGUCAGAUUUAGCGCUAUCACAUCACACGGACAUCUGGAUAACUACCUA